AUGGCCACACUCCUCAUUGCUGGGCUGGUGUGUCACUCAGCGGACCUCCCGGCAUCGCAGUGGUCCGGCGAGGAAUACAGAAACCUCACGCUGCGACAACACAGAACCUGCGUGGAGAACGAGCAGUACCUCCACCAGAGACUCUGCUGCCUUAACUGCCAUGCAGGAUCCUUUGUGCAGAAGGCCUGUGAGAGAGACCAAGAGCAAGGGACGUGUCUUCCCUGUGAGCACGGACAGACAUACACUGCACACUCCAACGGGAUGAACCGCUGUCUGCCGUGCACACACUGCCGUUUAGAUGAGAUUGAAACUGUGCCGUGCAGCACAACAACGGACACCAAGUGCCAGUGCAAGCAGGGGACCUUCUGCGUGCCAGAACAGGCCUGUGAAGUCUGCAAACGUUGUGCCAAGUGUAAACCAGGGGAGGAGGAGGUGAAGAAGUGCACCCCCACUUCUAACACAGUGUGUCGAAAACGGGAUCCGUCCCCGACCGAAACCUCUCCAGCCCUUCCUACUCCGACCCCUUCAGCCGCAGCCGACAAAGGGUCAGAAAAAUCCCUAAAGAAGAGCUUCGAUUUGUUUGACGAGUACUUGGACGUGCGGAUCCACAACAAGUUCUUCCGAUUGAUCGGAGUCAGCGACAACCACAUUCGGAUCGCGGAAAACGGCCCCGCCGGCGACAAAGUUUAUGACCUACUGAAGAACUGGAUGCAGAGGCAGGGACUAAAAGCCGACAUCAACAACCUGCUAGACGCUCUGCUAAGCAUGGACCAGCGGCGCUCGGCAGAGAGCAUCGCCUCCAUGGCGCUGCAGAGAGGCUACUAUAAGCACGCAGACACGCCCUGAAGGCGGACGCAACAGGGGACAUCAAGUGAAGAAGACACUAAAUACAAGACAAAAUAAAAAGCACACAGAAACUGUCGGUGGAUGUUGUGUCUCACGAACAGGCUUACCUCUUUGUGGCGGCCCGGCCAUGUAUUCAGAAGCCAGUAGUUUUGAAAAGAAAAAAAACACAAAAAGGGGAAGGUCGAGUCAUACUGAUGAGCGCUCCGAGGAUGUCGACUAUCUGCCAAACACUGAUGUGUUAUAAUGAACACGAAGAAGAAGGAGGUUUGUGGUCACGUUCAAUAGCUAACCCAGCGACCCAAACACAAAAAGAGCAGAAAAAAAACAUGAAGGCGUCAUCUUCAAACCGCUGCGUGUUUCCAGACUGUUGCGAAGCAACACGCGGUCAAAUACUGAAAGUCUCUGGGUGUUUGUGUGUGUGUGUCGCUCUUCUGGUCCCCCACCCAGAUCACAGCACACGACCUGGGGACAAGCAUAUACACUGGUUUGUAGAAGUGGCAUUACCUAUGUCACUUAUACUGUGCCUCACUGAUGCACUGACCUCUGGCACAUGUAGGAUUAAAAACUACAAUAAUGCUAUGUUUUUAUUUUCGUUUGUUUGUUGUGUCCACAAGCAUUUUGUCCGUUCAUUCUGCCAACAGUUAACAUGCAGUCUCGCUAAUCAUAAAAUGUACCUCUUCAGUGCCGUUUGAUAAUCUAAAUAUAGUGAGGUUUCAUCCUUUUUAUAAUUAUGAUACCAUUCAUACAGCAUUGGUGAGUCAGAAAUGUUCGUACAAUCACGGCACAUCGUAGAAACCUCUUCGUCCGGUCUUUUACGUCUUCAGUGUUACUACUCAGACAUGACGUUAGUGAACUGUCACACAGGCUGUUUCUGUUAGAACACCUUUGGAUAGUUUAGUUUAAAAGAUGUUUCCAUGAUAUUUUCAAGUAACUUAGAACAUUUCAGAGGUCGUUUUUAUUUAUUGAUAUAUUUAUUGUAUUGAAUAAUAAUUAUAUUUUAUUAUUUAUACCAUUGGCAAAAGCGACCCUGAAAAACAAGCACACUGUCUGUUUAUGUUGUAAUGAUGUCUAGCUACAGGGCAAAAAUUACUGACUUCACAUUUUUCAAGGUGUGAUUGAAACUUUGAUCAAACCCCCGUUUCUCGUUAUGUCGAUAUUGAGUGUGCCAUUUCCUCACGAAUGACUUUCCAUUCGCAGCACGUGCACAUCAGUGUGGAAGCUUACUUGAUGCCGAAAAGUAGAACGUGUCAAAUUUGAAGGUUUAAAAUGACGCCUGGUUGAGCCCAGCUUUGUAAGUUAACCGUCUGACCGGAUAGUCCGACCACACACGUCAGCGGUGACUCGUGGUGCAGGUACGGAUUGUUUAGACUCAGAGGAAGAUGAAGGAAAACUUUUCUGGAUUCAAAAAAGAAGCUCAAAUGUGUUUCCCCGAUUCUGUCCAGUGUACAUAAGAAUGUCUGAAGAGCGUUGAAUCCUCACUAAAAGCAUAUGCACAUGCUCUAUAAUCCAAAAUGAAGAUAGUGAGGUAUGAAGUUAUUGAAGAAAUGCAAACCAGAGUAGGUGCAGUUCAGGUUGUGACCCCUGAAACCAUUUUUUCUGCCGUCUCGUGUAUAAAGAGUUACAGAGUUAUAUAUUGUUGCUGAGAGUCAUUCUACAGUGCUGGCACUGCCAUCUAUUGACAGACAAUGAAAAUACAGCCUGCAUCAAUUUCUAUGGGGACCCUACACACACUGCUUUCUCACCUAACACUUUACUUUAAGCAUCUUUUUUAACUCCUCCAUUUUUCCUCUCAGCCUUUUUGAAGUAGCAUAGCAGUGAAUAGGCUUCAGCGCAUGUUCAAGUGAGUGUAUGUCUCUUUUUUUACAUAUAUACUCUGUUUUUUUACAUAUUUCAUUGCAAGUCCUGAGCUGUUCAAUCAACUUCCCUCGUGUAACAACCUUCUGUCCAGCCAUUUAAAAUAAUUUCCUCACCCUUAGUUAUUGUUUGCUUGUCAUGGAUUUCAGAUUUACAUUAUGCAAAUAUGUCAAAAAGCUGUUUUUUGUCAAUUUUAAAUAAAUGUUUUGUACAGAUA
Messenger RNA from Paralichthys olivaceus (Japanese flounder), 2917 nucleotides. Lineage: Eukaryota; Metazoa; Chordata; Actinopteri; Pleuronectiformes; Paralichthyidae. The record is from RefSeq and is a predicted model, not a curated record.